This is a messenger RNA of Endocarpon pusillum Z07020, 1905 nucleotides long. Its product is annotated as Amylosucrase. Gene Ontology annotation, biological process: carbohydrate metabolic process. The coding region runs from base 1 to 1905 and encodes 634 amino acids. Lineage: Eukaryota; Fungi; Ascomycota; Eurotiomycetes; Verrucariales; Verrucariaceae. The transcript has a single exon. The record is from RefSeq and is a predicted model, not a curated record. Gene Ontology annotation, molecular function: amylosucrase activity.
AUGGGUCUGUCGAUUGAACAGCAGGGCCGAGCGGCAAAGGCCUACAUUAUUCAACAGCUUCGAAAGAGUGACGAUGGAUCCGCGGUACUCAAAGAUCGUGACUUUAUGCAACGAUUCGAGGAGAAUUUCAUGACAAUCUUCGGCAUCUUCGCCGAGCUUUACGGCUAUCGCUUCGAUUGCUUGGACCAAUUGGCAGAGGUCAUCCUCGUCUGUUGUCGAAGCUGGAAAGGACGCCCGGACGAUCUUAAACAAAUCGACAAGCAGAGAGAGCUUGAUCCAGACUGGUACCUUUCGAGCCAAAUGCUGGGGGGUGUAUGCUAUGUCGAUCGAUAUGCUCAGGGUCUCGAAGGUAUCAAAGCCAAGAUCCCAUAUUUUCAAGAGCUAGGCCUUACGUAUUUACAUCUCAUGCCACUAUUCUUGAGGCCGAAGCCCUUUUCGGACGGAGGAUACGCCGUGUCAAGCUACAGAGAGAUCGAGCCGGAGCUGGGGACCAUCGAGCAAUUGAGAGACCUUGCUACCGAACUGCGGAAAGUAGGCAUUAGCCUGGUGGUCGACCUGAUCUUCAACCAUACUUCGAAUGAGCAUGACUGGGCCAAGAAAGCUGCCAAAGGUGAUCCUGAGCAUUCAGCAAUGUAUUGGAUCUUUCCAGAUCGAAGCGUUCCCUCAGCCUUUGAGGCCAGCACAAGAGAGAUCUUUCCUGAUGAUCACCCAGGCUCUUUCAUUCAAUUACCUGACGGUCGCUACAUCUGGUCAACAUUCUACCGCUUUCAGUGGGAUCUCAACUACUCCAACCCCAAUGUGUUCCGUGCCAUGGCCGGUGAAAUGCUCUAUCUUGCCAAUAUUGGCAUUGACUUGUUCAGAAUGGACGCCGUGGCCUUCAUGUGGAAGCAGAUCAACACUGACUGUGAGAAUCUACCGGAAGUCCACAAGCUUCUGCGAGCCUUCAAUGCCCUGUGUCGAUUAGCUGCUCCUUCCGUGCUCUUCAAGUCCGAAGCCAUCGUGCAUCCUGAUUUCGUAGCCCAAUACAUUGACCGCUCCGAAUGCCAGCUAUCGUACAACCCCUUACAGAUGGCCUUGACCUGGGAAGCGCUAGCCACUCGCGACGCCUCAAUGCUCUCCCAAGCGAUCGAGCGAAGACACAACAUCGCCCGAGGCUGUGCGUGGGUAAAUUACGUCCGCUCUCACGACGAUAUCGGCUGGACCUUCUCCGACGAAGACGCCCUCGAACUAGGAAAACAAGGCACCAACCACCGAAAAUUCCUCAAUGCGUUCUACGUCAGUCGACACCCUGGCAGCUUCGCCCGCGGCGUACCAUUCCAAGAUAACCCAAAGACCGGCGACUGCCGCAUCUCCGGCACCACAGCCUCCCUCGCUGGUCUCGAAUCCGGUCAAGAAGGCGCCCUCGAUCGAAUCUUGCUCGCAUACUCCAUCGCCAUGAGCACCGGUGGCAUUCCCCUGAUAUACCUUGGCGACGAAGUCGGCCAGCUCAACGACUACAGCUACAUGAACGACCCGGCCAAGAUGGAUGACAGUCGAUGGGUAAAUCGGCCCCCCUAUCCCGAGCAGAACUACGCCGAAAGGCAUGACAAAAACACCAUCCCCGGCCAGCUGUACGCCGGCAUGCAGCACCUGAUCCGACUUCGUAAAUCAACGCCCGAGCUCGCCGGUGGCAGAGCAGUCGGCUUCUACACCGCCAACCCUGCUGUGCUGGGUUAUCAGAGACCCGGGCCCACUUCGACGGUGCUGUGUCUGGUCAAUUUCUCGGAUGAGAGGCAGUGGGUAGGCAGGGAGAGAUUGAUGCAGCUGCCGGAGGAAGUCAUGGAUCUGGUGUCCGGGUAUAUGAUCGAGUUGAGACAGGCAGGUAUCCAUAUGAGGUCGCAUCAGUAUAUGUGGUUGAGGUAUUGA